Molecule: messenger RNA, 1403 nt
Organism: Stegodyphus dumicola
Lineage: Eukaryota; Metazoa; Arthropoda; Arachnida; Araneae; Eresidae
Product: major facilitator superfamily domain-containing protein 6-A-like
Cellular component (GO): membrane
Source: RefSeq, a predicted model, not a curated record
UUUUCCAGUUGCUCAAUUAUUUCUAUAAUAAAUAAAAUAUUUUAAUUAUUUCAGCUUUCUCCUGUAUUUCGCCGUUCAUCACCGUUCAUAUGAAAGAGUUAGGACUGACUAUAAAGGAAACAACAAUAAUUUAUUCUUUGAUACCUAUAUCUCAGUUUUUGAUACCUCCAGCUGUAGGACGUUUCGUUGAUAAACUGGGCAAAUACAGAAACGUUCUUUUGUUUUCAUUAAUAAUGGUAUUUUUAUUGACUAUCGGAAUGUUGUACGUUCCUGCCGUAUCAAACGCUGAGUACCAAGAACAAUCAUUAAUAAAAGAUUUAUGUAAUGAUGAAAAUAUCACUAGAGGUUGCAAAUGUAUUUUAGCAAAUAACAGCACAGAAAAUUUAAUGGACAUACCAUCAUGGUACUUUACCUGUAAUACGGAAAUAUUGCCCAUUAAUAACACUUUACAUGCCAUAAGUAAUAUAACGAAUAGUCUGGUUUCCAGAGAAUGUGGAUAUAAUAAAACUUUGAUUAUGACAACUAUGCCGUCCAACUGCAGUAAUACAUGCAAGGGAUUCAACAAAACUGCUAUUUCUUCUGAAGACAUGAGAGAAGAUUUAUAUCUGACAUUUUGUUUGUUUGCUACAUUACGUAUUGCAUUCGAAGUUUUCGUAAAUAUUGCGUUUGGUCUUGUGAAUGCUUCUGCAGUGGCUCUUACUGAAAAUGAUGUAAAGGCAGGCGAAUUCGGAAAACAGAGGUUUUGGGCGAUGUUUGCCAUGGCAAUAUUCUCACCGCUUGCUGGAAUACUAAUAGACAUAAUCAGUCCUGAAAGUGGGGUAACCAGCUAUGCUCCUGCAUUUCAUAUUCACAAUGGUUUGAUAUUCGUAGCAACUAUAGCGGCCUGGUUCGUGGAUUUCGAAAUGGAAGACAGGCCUCCAAGCUGCAUCGAAACUUUCAAGAAUGCUUGGAAACUGAUAAAAUUACCUUCCGUACUUUUUUUCCUCUUAGCAUUAUUUUGGUUAGGAACAGCGUGGGGAUUCUUGGAAACAUUUUUAUUCUUAUUUUUAAAAGAGCUAGGAACUCCGGCUUACAUGCUAGGCCUAACCAUUACUGUUGGAUCUCUUUCAAGUCUGCCAUUCAUUUACUAUUCAAAAUGUUUCGUAUCUAAGUUUGGAUAUGCGAAUUUAAUGUCCCUGGCAGUUUUCGUGUACUUAAUACGUUGUGUAGGAUGUUCGUAUCUCGUUAAUCCUUGGUGGGUCAUGCCUUAUGAAGCUAUGGAAAUUUUUACUUAUCAUCUGAUGUGGGUUACGGCCGUAACAUACACUGCUCAUAUUUGCCCACCUGGACUUUUAACUACUACUCAAGGUUUUAUUGAUGGUCUUCAUUUUGGAGUCGGUAAAUAUGUCUAUUAAAUUAUUACU